This is a messenger RNA of Yamadazyma tenuis ATCC 10573, 2334 nucleotides long. The record is from RefSeq and is a predicted model, not a curated record. NCBI's taxonomy places the organism in Eukaryota, Fungi, Ascomycota, Pichiomycetes, Serinales, Debaryomycetaceae.
GUCAACGAUGUAUUGCUAGGUGCCACUACAUGGAAUGUAUUGGUUAACUAUGGCAACCCUAUCUCGGUAUUUUUGAAUGAGUAUGUCUUUGAGAGGGUCUUAUUUUCCGAUUUCCAUAAAUUGAUUACAUGGAUUUCGUACAACCAUCCGGCCGGGUUCAAACUCAAUAACGAGCUAGGGAGCUUUAUGGGAUCAUUGUUUUUAUGGAGUCUUAAUUCAUGGAAAGUAAUAAUUCAAGAAACCAUUCUUUCGGAAACCAAUAAACGCUUCUCGGUGACAUUAACCAAUGUUUUAUGUCACCUUGGAGUCACGUUUUUACUUGCGUUUAUUCUUGAUAUCCUCAACCUAACAACCAUCCACAUUGUAUGGUUUUAUCAUACGUCAGCAAGAAUCUACCAGAAGCAAGUUGAAAUCCUCAAGUCGUUGUUCCAGUUAUUCCGAGGAAAGAAGUAUAAUGUAUUGAGAAACAGAGUGGAUCACCUAGACAAUUAUUCUCAACCUAACGAGUUCUUAGAAGUUGAUCAGCUUCUUCUAGGAACAUUGCUUUUCAUGAUAUUAGUACUAUUACUUCCUACAAUUUUUGCAUUUUACUUGACCUUUUUCAUGAUCCGAUUGUCUAAUAUCUUGGUACUUAAUUUCUUUGAGAACCUCCUCAUUAUAAUCAACUUUGUACCAAUCUUUGUGAUCUUGCUCAAGUUCAAAAAUUCCAGUAGACUCCAGGGAGGAUUGAAAUUCCAAAUUUUGGACAAGAAACUCCCAAAUUGUAGCUACUUGGAACUAUCUAACAAAUCAUUAACAUAUUCAGAGAUCUUUAAGAAUUUUGCAGCCUUAUUCAAACGACUCAAAAAUUUCAGGACAUCGAUACUCUCGGUAUUCUUUAAAGGAAACUUGAUCAGCUUGAAUCACCAACACUCCUUAAAGUUCAAUUAUCUCAUGCUUCCUGAAAAUGUAGAAAAGUCCAUUGAUAUAUGGAAGUAUUUCACAAACACUUUAUAGGCCCAAAAUAAUGCGCACGAGAUUACGCAAGUUCAAUAUCCCUUAAAUUGGUAACAGUUACAAUGAAAACACGGCUAACCUUUAAUAUAAAGCUAAUUCGAAGCAUAAUAACACAGUAUAGACAAUCACACAACCGUCCUCAAAACGAUAGAUCGAUUAUUGAUGAAGCAUUGAACCUAUUUGCCCCCAAACAAGCUCCUAAAAAUACGUCUAAUUACAAGCCAUCAAUAUUGUCUUCUGUUGCCUAUGGACCGGUUUCAGAGCAAUAUCAGACAAAAAUAACCAGAGAACCCCAAGACGUCGAUGCCUUCAAAGUCCGAACAGAUUUUAGUACGGGCCGCUUGGUGAACUUUCUUGAUGUUGUCUCAUUGCCCCGUGACAUGUUAGAUUUGAAUAAUAAGAUCUUGAAGUCAACCGACCUGGAGUUCAGACAGAUCAUAGGGGAAAUAAGGGACCAGGAACAACUCGUCUACAUAUUCAAGUUUCUCUAUUUACAAGAUAAGUUGAAUUUGAGCAAACUCACAACCAUUGUGCUAAACAAGAAUUUACGCAACUUGAGCUUGUUACCGUUUGAUUUGAAGCAUCCAGAAGACUCCAUGCUCAACUGGCCUGCGUUGGACUAUACAAAAUUGAGGGUGACGUUAUUAAGAAAGUUUCAAACGAUGCACAAACCGCUUCACAUUGUAAAGAAUUUAGAACAAAGCUUUGAUCACGACUACCUUCCUUCGAUGAGGCUGAAGGAACUUCCUCAGUUCUACGAGAGAACGAUCUGGAAGUAUUAUUUCGAGUACGUUCUGCACAUGAACAAACACAAGGACGAAUCAUAUUUCAUUCACGAAUUGAACGAUUUGUACCAUUCUUUCACGAUCUGGGAGUCUUCUAAGCUCAAGAGUCUCCCUAUUUCAACGGAAAUCUUGAAGGUGCACAAAUCCAUGAAUCGCCUCCAGCAAUUGUUUUUCAAGAUUUGCAGCCAAGAGUCUGUAAACCGAUUGAUCAACUCUCAGUUGCAGAAGAAUAAGUACUCAGAUCUUUUGAACGUGUUGAAGAAAAUAAGUAUCAACUACAAGUUCUACAGUUUCGGGGAACUCGAGGAUACGUCCAUCGAAACUCGAGCCACCUACUACAUGGUGAUUGACUCUCUCGAAAAGUUAUUGGUGCACAAGAUUGUACCAUUCGCCAAAGGAGAAGACGUCAGUGAGCUUGUGCUGGAAUUGAACGAAAUUAAGAAGAUUAUCACCAAAUUUGAGGCUUCCGACGAUAUUCAUGAAAAUAACUGGGACGAUAAGUUGGUGCUUUUGAGUAGUUUUUUGAAGUAGUUAAUAAAUGCGCGGGACGCUU